GGAGAAGAUCAAGAAAAGAAAUUAUCGAUCUCUUUUAGGUAAUAAUCACUGUUACUGAUACAUUGAUAUUCUGAACUGAAAUUUACUAUAUUGUUCGACACUUAUGAAUUAACUCAUCGUUGUUUUUAUGCAGAAGUGGUAAUUGAGGAGCUUUGUACAAUAUGAAAGAUCAAGAGAAAGGGAAAGGGCUCAUGGAACCUCAAAACUCAGCUACCGAAUUAACAGCGCUUAUUGUAGAUGAUGAUAAGCUUGUUAGAAUGAUUCAUCAAGGUCUAUUGAAAAGAGCUGGUGUGAAAAAUGAAGCAGUAAAGAAUGGUAAAGAAGCCAUAGAUAUUCAUUGUAGUGGUCAAAGUUAUGACAUUAUUUUCAUGGACAAAGAUAUGCCUAUCAUGAAUGGGAUUGAGGCAACCAAGAAACUACGAUCAAUGGGUAUUGAAAGCAUGAUUGUUGGUGCGUCAUCAUGCAAUAGAGAUGCAGAAAAACAAGAAUUUAUUGAGGCAGGGCUAAAUGACUAUCAAGGGAAACCAUUGACCCUUGAGGCACUUAAGUCGAUUCUUGAUGUGGUAAAAGCUAGCAAGUAGCAUGGCCUCUGGUGGGUGUUGUAGAAAAUUAGGAGAAAAGUGGUUUUUACUUUAGAUAGUUUCUUUUAAAAAUGUAUGGGAAUAAUCUGUAAUUCUCAAUUGUCAAAUCAGUAUUGUAAUAAUUGAAGCUACUCAUAAGCUGUUUGUUCCAACAAAAUCCAAUCAUACAGAUCUAUCUCUUCUAGGGAAGUCUCAACAUUUUCAUUAGAUUAGUUUUCAAAACUAAGAUUAUGUAAUAGUUUUCAAAAUUCAAUUUUACAUGACAGAAUGUACAGAUAUUAA
Messenger RNA from Vicia villosa (hairy vetch), 863 nucleotides. Its product is annotated as two-component response regulator 24-like. NCBI's taxonomy places the organism in Eukaryota, Viridiplantae, Streptophyta, Magnoliopsida, Fabales, Fabaceae. The transcript is spliced from 2 exons. The record is from RefSeq and is a predicted model, not a curated record. Gene Ontology annotation, biological process: phosphorelay signal transduction system. The coding region runs from base 162 to 581 and encodes 139 amino acids.